Messenger RNA from Asparagus officinalis (garden asparagus), 571 nucleotides. RefSeq lists its product as uncharacterized. Gene Ontology annotation, molecular function: growth factor activity. NCBI's taxonomy places the organism in Eukaryota, Viridiplantae, Streptophyta, Magnoliopsida, Asparagales, Asparagaceae. Bases 50 to 571 code for a protein of 173 amino acids. The record is from RefSeq and is a predicted model, not a curated record. Gene Ontology annotation, biological process: regulation of root meristem growth. The transcript is spliced from 5 exons.
AUCGCACUUGACAAACAUACCUAAAGGUUAGGCUCAGAAAAAUAAAGAAAUGAUGUGCCUAAGAUUCACAAGCGUGGCCCUUUGGCUUUUGCUCUCUUUGGCUUCUCUGAGGGACUCCAUUGCUAUUAACCACCAAGAGAUUGACGCGCUGGCAAGUAGUCAUCAUGCCAUAGAACUGAACAAAAAGGAACUCCAAGUCGAGGCGGAGGCAGAAGUGGUGACCAGAAGGAAAAUAAUGCUGAGAGGAAGGAAGAUGGGGGCGAAAGACGAGAUGAAGAAGGAGAAGAUCACAGGAAAUGGCGUGCAUUCUCCAAACAAAUUUGGCUCAGCAGGCACAAGUUAUAAGACUCAAGAUAAUUUUUCCUCAAUGCACAAGCUGGAAGCUUUUGAGCCAGAAAAUUUUCCAAAUGCUGAACAAAAUGAAUCCUCUGCUGCUAAAGUCUCUCCAGCUGAAAGUACAGAGGAUGAGCUCUACAAUUUGCUGAACGAGGAUUACACUAGAGGUCACAAGAAAUCCCCAAUCCACAAUCUUCAAACCUUGAAGGAUAGUGAUAUUGUUGGAGUCCCUUAA